AAUGAAUUGUUGCGCUACGGGUGACGUCACGCCCGUUGUUUCGGAUGACGUUGAGAGAAGCAGGCCGCACGCGCAUAGCAGGAACCUACUCUGUCAGAUUUCUGUGGAUCAAGGUCGUCGAUUUCUCCUCAAUCACACGGAAAUACGGGAUCGCCCUCUCCCGUCCCCCUUACCCCCCUUCUCAAACAGCAUGGCUCAGGAGACAAAUCAGACGCAGGUGCCAAUGCUUUGCACUAUGGGAUGCGGUUUCUAUGGUAACCCUCGCACCAAUGGAAUGUGUUCUGUUUGCUACAAGGAACAUCUGCAGAGACAACAAGGAGGGGGGCGAAACAGUCCCCCGGGUGAGAAAGCUGCCACAUCUCCUGUAGGUUCCCCAGGUGCCUCUGCGGUAACGGUGGAGUCCACCCCUGUACCCGCUACGGAAGCCGUUACCCCGCCUGAAGAGCGCACGUCUAGUAGUUCGCCCAGCCCAGUAACCCAGCAGAUGACGGCUAUGAGCAUCUCCCAGGACACGGCAACCACUGAUUCAGACAGAGCAGAAGUGGAGGAAGAAGAGGAGGAGGGUUCAUCUAAAAGCACAGGGCCAGUAGGGGAAGCUGCACAGGCUUCAUCAGACGGAGAUCAGACUCCUGACAAGAACAAAAAGAAGAAUCGAUGCUUCACUUGUAGGAAAAAAGUUGGCCUCACGGGCUUUGACUGUCGCUGCGGUAACCUGUUUUGCGCUAUCCACCGUUAUUCUGACAAACAUGACUGUCCCUACGACUACCGAGGAGCCGCCGCCGCCCGCAUCCGCAAGGAGAACCCCAUCGUGGUAGCUGAGAAAAUUCAAAAGUUAUGAGGACUGACGGCUAAAUGAGCAAAAAUUUGUUUGACCUGCAAGUUUUGGAACCGUGGCGCUGAAUAACACCAUUCUAAACUGGGUUCAUUUCUUCAUUGUAGGAUAAGGUGGGUGGGGUUGUAGGGUACAGCCCCUGCUUGGCGACUCCCUAAACUAUCAUCUCCCUGUCUCUCCCAGAAGGGCGGUGUAGAGGUGUGUGUGUGAGUGAAUGUGUGACAUGUUGAGAGAGGUGUGCGAGUGUGUCGUUUUCUUUUUUUUUUUUUUUUUCUAGAGAGCCAGGGAGAAGAGGGAUUGGUUGUCAGCUGGGCAUCCAUGUGCACCGGGGUGGGGAGGGUGGACUCUUUAGUUUUUACCCUGGCAUUGAUUUUUGUUAGGAUAUUAACAUUAUUUUUUUAUAGGAUCCUUGAGAUGUGGGUUCAGGAGUCUUGAUUUGGAAAGGGUGGGCGGGGUCAUCGAGCUUGGUGGGAACUUGAUGUUGAAGAAUAUAGAUUUUAAUGACUACUCCCACAUUUACCCAUGUAAAAUUCUUUAACUGUGUUAUUCUUUUGUUUCUCUAUUCUGAUUAAUUAUCCCGACAUGUCAAAUCCCAGCCUGUGCAUUUAAAAAAUAUUUCUCUUUUAUAUAUUGACUUAUCAUGCUAAUGUUGGGUGCAUGAAUAGUUAUCGGACGGGGUUCGAAGGGGGGCGGGAAAGGGGUGUAGCAAGAGCCUUGACAUAAGCGAGUGACUGAGAUAUUUUUUUUUCUUUUCUUUUCUGUUUUAAUGAGUGUAUGGCAUCAGAAGAUCUAUAUUAAUAUAUUGUACGUAGCUUGAAUUGUGUGAUUGCAUUCUAUUUAUUUUGUAUUAUCAUUUGGUUGGUUGGUACUGGAGGAUUGGAAGCAUGUGUCCAAAAAAACAGUAGGUGAUCCCUUAAUGAUAUUUACAUAUGCAUUUUUAAGAAUUAUAUGAUUGGGCUUUUCAGAAUCAAAGCACAAGAUCGACUUUCAGUCGCACAAAUGCAACAAAAGUGCAGUUAGUGUAGGAUCCUCGGUGCUGUACGGAAGCUAUCAGGCCCGUUAUUGCUAACGCACGCCAGCGAUGAACUUUUGCCCUCAGAGUCGCCAAGCUUCGAGAGCAACGUGUUCGUUAACCACCAGCAGACCAAUGAAUGAUGCUAAUGGAACCGGCUACUAAUGUUGUUAAUUAGGCGACGCCUUUCCGUUCCAAAAACAUGUCAUGGUGGAAGAUGUACACACACUUCCCCAGCAGAUAAACAUUGCAUGCUCGCACAAACAUUAGGCCAAAUGCAGAGUUUGCUAUAACACUGCAGCGCGAAUGUAAAAUAAAACGCCCCAUUGCAUGGGCAAAUGGAGCCUGCUUUCUAAAUGAA
Messenger RNA from Labeo rohita (rohu), 2205 nucleotides. RefSeq lists its product as uncharacterized. The record is from RefSeq and is a predicted model, not a curated record. NCBI's taxonomy places the organism in Eukaryota, Metazoa, Chordata, Actinopteri, Cypriniformes, Cyprinidae. The transcript has 6 exons. Bases 2 to 838 code for a protein of 278 amino acids. Gene Ontology annotation, molecular function: DNA binding; zinc ion binding.